AUAAACUACAAUUCAAAGUUUAUUUAUCAGAAAUUAAAUUGUUGCAUUGGCUGUGGGUUUAAGAAAGAGCAACUGCCUCCAGAGAUGAUCUGUACAAUCAAUCAGUUUAGAGACAUCACUCCUGCUAGCACAUUUCAUGAAGAUACUUAGGUUGAUGUUACAAACAGACAAAACAGCAUUUAACUGUUUUUAAAAGAGACUUAAAGUACUUUAGGAGCAUCAAAGUUUGAUUACAAUCAUUAAUUUCAGUCUUUAACAUGAAUAGUAAAGAUAUCAAGAUUAUAUUUACUUAAAAUAUUUUACAUUAUGUAGGGUGAUUUUAUGUACAAAAAUAGCAAAUUACAAAUUCAGCCUCAUAAAAAGUUCACAAAAACCUUUCAUUAAUACCUUGCGCACUGCAAGGGGCAAUAAAAGGGCAUGUUCUUGGCCAUAGUAACAAUCGGGCAAUCACAGCAUGGCUGAUCAGUGUUUCUACUAUCGACCUGUAUUGCCUUUUCUUGCAGUGAACGAAAGUGCAAUGAUCUCAAAUAAUUCAACCCUGCCAUACUAAUCAUCAACAGCAGAGGUGUUCAAAGAACUGAAUAAGCAAGAUCAUAAUUAGCCAGAUCUGAACAUCUCUGAUGUCUCAUUUGAUCUCGGAUGUAUUAGGCGACGUACAAAGAACGGACCCCUGACAUAAAAAAAAUAUUGGAAAACUAAUAGCCAGUUUUUCAUUUUUAAUGUAGAACAGACACAAGAAGCAUUUAAAAGAUGAUUUAUUCUUUAUUAAUAAUUCUGUGUAUACUUUUAUUAAUCACCUCAGCAAUUUGGAAGCGGUGGCCAAAGGCCCAGACCAGAUCCCAGAUCCCCACUGGAGGAGGGUGAUGCAUCUGCUGGGCCCGUCCACUACCCACUGGAGGAGGGUGGUGCAUCUGCUGGGCCUGUCUACUCCUCAUUGGAGAAGGGGGAUGCCUCUGCUGGGCAGGUCUACUCCCCAUUGGAUGAGGGCGAUGCCUCUGCUGGGCCCGUCUACUCUCCAUUGGAGGAGGGUGAUGCCUCUGCUGGGCCCGUCUGCUCCCCAUUUGAGGAGAGAGAUGCCUCUGCAAGUCCCGUCCACUCCCCAAUUGAGAGUGAUGCCUCUACCAGGACUGUCCUCGCCCCAUUUGAGGAAAGUGGGUUCGUCACUCCAGCUCCGGACACCAGGUGUGAUGCCAGAGGGAUUCCUGGAUGGGAGGCAGUUGAUGCCUUGGCAGGUUACCUGGUUGGCCUUAACCGAACCAUAACAGCACUCUCCAAUGCUGAAGUGGCAGAGAUUUUGAGGUUAUACUCUCAUCUAAGUGCCUUUGACAAGACCCCCACCAGUUACUCCCUCAAGAGCAAAAAACAAAAUUUGUCAGGACCUUGGAGGGCUUCAAGAAAACGCAGUGGCUCUGCUCCAGGCCAGCAAGCAGCUGAGAGAUUGUUCAUGGUCCAUGGUCAGGCUGCUCACAGACCAGACAAGAACCGAAUUUCUGAAUGUGUUGCUCUCAAGUUGUACAAAGAGUACAAGCAACCCAGAAAUAGGCCAAAGGACAAUAAAGGGAGGAGAUUUGCCAUACCCCAGUCCAUUGUAAUGACCUACUCACACAUCAAGCAGCUAGUUGAGUACUGCAAAGAGAUCAUGAACAGGACUGACCUCGUACUGGUUAAUAUUAACAACACCACAGUGUCCGACUGGCUGCAAGAUUGCUCUAAGACAUCAGAAAAGGGUUCUUUACUUCAGGGCGUGCGGCUUCCACGGCAGAUUGCCGUGGCUAAAGAAUCCCUCCUGGAGGUUCGUGACCUACCAUCACAGCCAGUUCAGCAUGGACACACUCCUUUGGAGUUCCAGGAGCCUGAAAACCGUGAGGGUGAGGCAAAAAUCCGCAGGCGAAACAGUUCCAGAACACCUGCUAUUCCACACAGUGGUGGGGAAGAAGCAAGUAUUGCCCAACACGAUGCUGCUUCUUCUCAAAACAUCAGUACGGAGGGCUGGUCCUCUGCCAACCAGCCAUCCCCAACACAGUACCAGAGCUGGUCUUCCUACCAGGCGCCCCUGGCACACUCUCAUGUUUGGUCCUCCACCCACCCACAACCCUCAGCAUCCUCCCAGGGCUGGUCUGCCACCCAACCACCACCCUCAGCAUCCACCCAGGGCUGGUCUGCCCCCCACCCACAAGCCUCAGCAUCCAUCCAGGGCUGGUCUACCACCAACCCACCACCCUCAGCAUCCUCCCAGGGCUGGCCUGCCACCCAACCACCACAAUCAGCAUCCUCCCAGGGCUGGUCUGCAACCUACCCACCACCCUCAGCAUCCACCCAGGGCUGGUCCUCCAACCAGGGCUUGUCUGCAACCCACCCACCACCCUCAGCAUUGACACAGGGCUGGUCCUCCAACCAGGACUGGUCUGCAACCCACCCACCACCCUCAACAUCCACCCAGGGCUGGCCUGCCAACGAACCACCACCCUCAGCACUCUCCCAGGGCUGGCCUGCCACCGAACCAACACCCUCAGCAUCCUCCCAGGGCUGGCCUGCCACCCAACCACCACCCUCAGCAUCCUCCCAGGGCUGGCCUGCCACCCAACCACCACCCUCAGCGUCCUCCCAGGGCUGGCCUGCCACCCAACCACCACCCUCAGCGUCCUCCCAGGGCUGGCCUGCCACCCAACCACCACCCUCAGCGUCCUCCCAGGGCUGGCCUGCCACCCAACCACCACCCUCAGCGUCCUCCCAGGGCUGGCCUGCCACCCAACCACCACCCUCAGCAUCCACCCAGGGCUGGUCAUCCACCUCUUUCUGUCCUGACCAACCUAGGCUCCCUCACCAAGCACUAGAUCCCUUUAAUCGCCAGCGUGAAUGGCGGUUACGCAGGGCAGAACUUGAAAACCAGGAGAGAGUGAGGAAAGGUGAGCCCCCAAAGGUCAGAAAGGCAAAAGAGAGCUAUCACUAUGAGUGUAAGCUGUGUGGUCAGCCUAAAUCAAAGCAAACUGGACACUCACAGGUACGAGGCAAAUGGUACUGCCCUGCAUCUGGACAGACCCUUGAGGAGUGGAGAAGCUCUUUGUAAAUAUAAGAAAUUCAUUCUUUUUUAUUUAUACUUUUAUUAAUCAUAUUUUUUAUUUAUUUUAAUAUUUCACAAUCACUGUUCAAACCAUUUGCUGUUGCAAAUGGAAAAAAAAAAUUAUGGAAAAAAAUAUUAGUUGCUGAUGCAACUAUUUCCAAAAAAAAAAAAAAAAAAACACAACUCUUGUGGUGUAAUAGCAACACGUCCAUCCUUUGGGUGGGAGACUCCAGGUGCAAAUCCUGGCAAGAGUGUGCAACUGUUGGCCCAAUCAGUAUUUAAUUAAAAAAUAAUUUAUGACAUCAUUUAAUCUGCAUUUUCUACUUUUCUCAUAAUUAUUACUAGAUAUACCCGCACUCAUAAUUAUCAUAACAAAGCAUUAUUAUUCAUACCAAUCCUAUUUGUAUCUGUUUUUAAGCCAUAUUUAAUCAAUUCAUAGCAAUUUCUGAUGA
Messenger RNA from Misgurnus anguillicaudatus (oriental weatherfish), 3513 nucleotides. Lineage: Eukaryota; Metazoa; Chordata; Actinopteri; Cypriniformes; Cobitidae. The record is from RefSeq and is a predicted model, not a curated record.